AUGUCUCUCCUCCGCUCCCCGGCCCUGACCAACCUCCUCGGCCUCGCCAACUUGUCCGCCCUGGGUGCGGCGACGCUCUACCUCAGGUCGCUGCACGCCAAGAACCUCGAGGAGCACGCCGAGCACGAGGCCCGCAUGGACGGGCUCGAGGGGACGCUGCGCGGCCACAUAGGGCUCAUCGAGGACUCGCUCGAGCGCCUCGAGGGCCAGAAGAUGAAGGGGAUGAGCGAGAAGGCCCAGAGGCUCUACAUGGCGCGCGGUAGGGAGGACAGUGGCGAGGGAGGGCCGUAG
Diaporthe citri is the source of this 291-nucleotide messenger RNA. RefSeq lists its product as uncharacterized. NCBI's taxonomy places the organism in Eukaryota, Fungi, Ascomycota, Sordariomycetes, Diaporthales, Diaporthaceae. The transcript has a single exon. The coding region runs from base 1 to 291 and encodes 96 amino acids. The record is from RefSeq and is a predicted model, not a curated record.